CGGUCAUCACGCAAAGAACAGUCUCCCCAGCAGAUACAUACCAUCUCGCAAUGCCUUCCACUACCUCUUCCUACGCCGCAUCUACCACCUCUUUCGACACCGCAUCUACCCUCUCGGUCGCAUCCAGCACCACCAUAGCACCUCUUAAAACCUCUCCUGUCAGAGAUUACGCUGCUGCAUUUGGAGCGUUGCAAACUCAGUACGGCACAUCCGGUUUCAUCCCCACCCCCGUCAUUGGCGAACGGAAGAAAUCGGACUCUUCCUCCGCGACCGAGGAAGCAAAGAAAUCCGGCCCUUCGUCUCUCAGAAAGAUUUUCAAGCGCUCGAAGUCCUCAGACAAGAAGAGCCCUGCACCCGCCGUGUCAUCGCAGACUACCACUGCCACUGGCGCGUCUUCACAAUCCGACAAGGGAAAACCAUCCCCUUCUCCUAGGAUAGAGAUGAACUCCAGGAAUAUGGGCCCCGCAUUCUCCAGAUUAGGUGCCCUUUGAGACGCUUCGGCUCUCCUGACCUCAGCUUUCCGGCCUGCCACCGAUGUCCACAUCGGAAGGCGAGCACUUAAUUGGGCGCGAUUGCAAAGCCCUGUGCCAGCCAACUGAGCCCAGACCAGCUCUGAAUAGGGCGGCUAGCCACAAUAUGUUGCUGCUAGCAUGGUCACCGCGGUACUGCUCAAAGAGAGGGGAGGCGGUUGUUAAGCGACACAUGAUACUUUCGACCCUCCCCCCUUUGCUUUUGGUUUCUUCCCUGCUUCCAAUGUCUCCGUUGUGCUCGUUCCUCGCUGUUCGCCAUUGACAUCCAUAAGUACUGCGAUGUUUGCGAUCGAAACUUGUGAUCUCAUGUACGUCAGGAAUAUG
Gloeophyllum trabeum ATCC 11539 is the source of this 854-nucleotide messenger RNA. RefSeq lists its product as uncharacterized. The transcript is spliced from 2 exons. The record is from RefSeq and is a predicted model, not a curated record. NCBI's taxonomy places the organism in Eukaryota, Fungi, Basidiomycota, Agaricomycetes, Gloeophyllales, Gloeophyllaceae. Bases 51 to 491 code for a protein of 146 amino acids.